Molecule: messenger RNA, 681 nt
Organism: Meloidogyne enterolobii
Lineage: Eukaryota; Metazoa; Nematoda; Chromadorea; Rhabditida; Meloidogynidae
Source: the annotation of a GenBank genome assembly
UUAAUAAUCCUAUCUUAAGCAUACAUCUAUUCAAUGCAUAAAACGACCUAUACGGAGGCACAUCAUCUUUUGGCAAAAUUCUGGAAAGAUUAUAACAAGCUUGGUGAGGGCGAGAAUAAAAAUAGUUUGGAGCACUAUAUUUCGAAAUCAAAGCCAUUUGGGUUCUUGGAAAAGGCUUUAGCGGAACACAAAAGGAAAGUGAAGAACCAUGUAAAGGAGAUUGAGGAUCACCACAAAAAUAAAGUAGGGGAGCAUGUAAAGGGGAUUGAGGAUCACCAUAAAAAGAAUACAAACCAAGAACAAGAAAAACAUAGAAAGAACAAGGAAGAUAAAGCGGAACCUUCUGAGAGAAAAGAGGGAGUGGAUAAUGAGACAACUCCAUUGCUUGGUAAAGAACAUGACAAUCAAGUUUCUGAGGUGGAAGAGAUAUUGGGACAGGAAAAUGCUUCUUUGGCUGGUAAAGGACAUGGCGAGGUCUCUACCCAUGGAAAGGGUGAAAUAGCAGAAGGAAUCACGAAAGAAAUAGAAAAUUUGGAUAAACAUGUGAAGGAUCUACGUGAAAAGAAUGUAGAGGUUCGCAAAUACAUAUCUAACCAUUCAUACUUUUACACAUUUCCAGGUCAAUCCGGACAAGAAAGUGUUUGUAUACAAGACUUAUAUUCACCGAAAAUAUUCGCUUGA